Molecule: messenger RNA, 1311 nt
Organism: Talaromyces stipitatus ATCC 10500
Lineage: Eukaryota; Fungi; Ascomycota; Eurotiomycetes; Eurotiales; Trichocomaceae
Product: cytochrome P450 monooxygenase GliC-like, putative
Exons: 6
Coding region: 1-1311 (436 amino acids)
Molecular function (GO): heme binding; oxidoreductase activity, acting on paired donors, with incorporation or reduction of molecular oxygen; monooxygenase activity
Source: RefSeq, a predicted model, not a curated record
AUGAAUGGCAAAGCAAGGUCGGAGGAAUGGCAGCAGUAUGGUCCUGUUUACCGUGUUUGGGCAGGACCAAGGCCUGAGAUUGUCCUGACAACCCCGGAGGACAUUCGAACCUUUCACACGGACUCCGACAAGCAUGGAAAGCCACUAAAUGGGAACUUUGGCUGGUACUUUGGCCAGCUGCUUGGCCGCUGCGUCGGUCUUCUCGAGUUCGAUGAGUGGAGAAAGAUGCGACAAGUCGUUGAUCCGGCUUUCAAGCACUCCUCUGUUGUGAACCGGAUAGACCAGACCAACAGCAGCGCUCAGAGUUUCGUGGAGAACUUGAGGACUUUCGCUAUUGAGGGUAAGAACCUAGGAGUGAAUGAUAGAUUCACCAUCCAUGCGGCUACCGCUUUCAUGAAGUUUCCCUUCUACUUUACGGCCGAGGUCGUAUACGGUACGAUGAGCAACGAGGAGAAGAAUGAGCUCUGGGUCCUAGCUGAGAAGCGACUGGCCUUGCUCCCCUGGUUUUUUAAGGGAGGUGUCUAUCGCACCAUCUAUAUGAAGUACUGGGAUCGCCCCGCUUAUAAUCAGCUCAUGGACUUCGUGAAGCACUGGGCCGAUUUUAAUAGUCGUAUUGCCAACAUCCGACGAAAGCAAAAUAGGGAGGUUCCCAUUGUUUCGUACUGGGAUGAAUACGAGAAGGGGAAUAUAGCAAUGGAACAGGUCACCCAUACUCUGGACGAGAUGCUCUUCGCAAAUCUUGAUGUAACCACACAUGUCUUAACUUGGGCGAUCACCCUAGUAGCCGACCACGAAGCAGAGAAAGAUAAACUGAGGGCUGAGAUUGCAGCGAAUAAUGAAAAUCUCGAGCAGUAUAUCGCCAAGACUGACACCCAUCUUCAUCGAUGCUACUAUGAGUCGCUCCGCCUGCGACCACUGGCAUUAUUCAGUAUUGGGGAGAGCGCAGAAACGGUGAAGAAUUUCCGCGGUAUUCUUGUCAAGCCCAAGACAAUGGUUUUAGUCGACACAUUGUCCAUAAACGUGCGAAAUCCUUUCUGGGCCCCGGACAGCAACAGGUAUAAUCCAGAUCGAUUCAAGAAUAUAAAACAAACCGAUCUACGAUACAAUCUUUAUGUAUUUGGUUUUGGCCACAGGAAAUGUCUUGGACAAUAUCUCGCCGGUCAUAUGGUCAAGGCAAUAAUGGUCCACCUCUUCGCCCAGCAUGAAGUUAUCAUAAAGAAUGGAAGGAGCGGCAAAGAUGACUACAUGAUUGAUAAAAACACCUGGGUUCCGGUGGCCAAUGUCACUAUUGAAUUGAGCAAACUUCAAUAG